This is a messenger RNA of Cuscuta campestris, 2222 nucleotides long. Lineage: Eukaryota; Viridiplantae; Streptophyta; Magnoliopsida; Solanales; Convolvulaceae. The record is from the annotation of a GenBank genome assembly.
CUCCCAAUGUGAUUUUUCAUCUGAUCAUGUCCCCCUUCCCCUCCUCACUACCGUCCAAACCCCUCCAUCACCCCAGAUUCCUCACGGCCUACCAAUUGCUUUUCUGCAUUUCCAUUUUCGCACCAACCAAACAUACUUACUCCCUGGCCGAUAUCGUUGAAAUUUAUGCAGCUCAGGAGAUGUAUAAAACCCCCCGCCCCGCCCUCCUCCUCCGCCCGCCCCAUCGCCAUUAUCAAACCCUUCACCAAACUCAAAUCCACACUCAUUCUAAUGGCUGCUGUGCUCUCUCUCUCCCUUCUCUCCCUCCUCCUCUUCUUCUCCCUCUCCGCCGCAUCCCGCCACCGUCAAUUCCCACCGCCCGGUUCAUCCGCCGCGAGCAGCGCCGUCAUUCACGAGGCCUGCAAGGCCUCCCGUGACCCUCCCUCUUGCGAAACCUCACUUUCCAAAUCAGAUCUUCCCAGUUCCAACGUUUUGGAAGUAAUUCAAUCCGCCAUUUCAGUGACCUCUCGGAAUCUCGAAACGGGCCGGGCCAUGGCACUGGAGAUUCUUAAAGGGUUUUCCGGGAAUCUGAGUGGGAGCAACGCCGCCAACAACUGCCUGGAAUUCCUGAAAUACGCCGAGUACCGGAUCUCUCUGGCGAACCGGGCCUUGCCAGGCGGCGGCAGAUUGAAGGACGCCCGGGCCUGGAUGAGCUCCGCCCUGGUCUACCAGUACGACUGCUGGUCGGCGCUCAAGUACGUCAACACGACGUCCCUGGUCGGCCGGACGAUGUCGUUCCUGGACUCCUCCCUGAUCCGGUCCUGCAGUGAUGCGCUUGCGAUGAUGGUGAAUUUCGACAUCCACGGCCAGAAAACCGAGUCAUGGGGCCCGCCAAAGACAGAGCGGGACGGGUUCUGGGAGCCCGCACGAGAUCCGUCUGGUUCCAAUCUCGCCGGAGGUGUCCCCGCCGGCCUUAAGCCGGACGUGACGGUGUGCAAAGGAGGAAGUCAGUGUGAUUAUAAGACUGUACAAGAGGCAGUGAAUGCCGCCCCAGAUAAUGAAGGGUCUGGCAAACAGUUUGUGAUACUGAUCAAGGCUGGUGUUUAUGAAGAGAUUGUCCGGGUUCCAUUGGAGAAGAAAAAUGUGGUGUUUCUCGGGGACGGCAUGGGUAAAACCGUGAUUACAGGGUCCAUGAAUGUCGGGCAGCAGGGUGUCACAACCUUCAACUCCGCCACCGUUGGCGUUGCUGGGGAUGGUUUCAUGGCCAGUGGUGUCACCUUCCAGAACACGGCUGUCCCUGAUGCCCACCAAGCAGUGGCGUUCAGGUCGGAUAGUGAUCUUUCAGUUGUUGAAAACUGCGAAUUUCUGGGCAACCAAGACACGCUCUACGCCCACGCCUUGCGCCAGUACUACAAGUCGUGCCGGAUCCAAGGCAAUGUGGACUUCAUCUUUGGGAACUCGGCUGCUUUCUUCCAGGACUGCCUCGUCCUGGUGGCCCCCCGCCAGAUCAAUCCAGAGAAGGGGGAGAAGAACGCCGUGACAGCUCACGGCAGAAUAGACGCUGCCCAAUCAACCGGCUUCGUCUUCCAGAACUGCGUGAUCAACGGGACUGAUGCGUACAUGGGCUUGUAUUUCAGCAAGCCCAGUGCGCACAAGAAUUACCUUGGCAGGCCGUGGAAGCAGUAUUCCAGGACGGUGUUCAUCCAGUGCACCUUGGAGGCUCUUGUAAGCCCACAGGGAUGGCUGCCUUGGAGUGGUGAUUUUGCAUUGGACACGUUGUAUUAUGGCGAAUUCGAGAACACAGGUGCUGGAUCCAACACGUCGGGUCGGGUUCCGUGGAGUAGCCAGAUUCCAGGCGAGCACGUUCGGUCUUACUCGGUCGGUAAUUUCAUCCAAGGUGAUCAAUGGAUACCUACAUCAUCUUCUUGAGUUCAGAAUUUGUGUGCAGAUCCUGUCAUGAUUUUUAACAUAAUCUUCUUGAAUUCAAAAUGUAUAUUAUACGGCGUAUAUGAUUAGGUUAGGUGUUGGGUGAAGAUCACCUGGCACCUAACUUCUGAUUCUAAAUGGUUGGGUUCAUUCAUUUUGAAUUCAAUCUUUACUCCCAAGAGUAGUAUGCAGCCUAUAAAGCAUGCAGUAACAAUAUCACACAAAACAUGUUGCAUAUGAUAGUAGUUACUUUGAUAGUAUAUUCAUCUUUAUUUUAAUAUCAAACAUGUACAGAGUAAUAUAUCGAGAUAUUUAUU